Molecule: messenger RNA, 2973 nt
Organism: Paramecium tetraurelia
Lineage: Eukaryota; Ciliophora; Oligohymenophorea; Peniculida; Parameciidae
Exons: 6
Biological process (GO): potassium ion transport
Cellular component (GO): membrane
Source: RefSeq, a predicted model, not a curated record
AUGAUCUAUGAAGGCAAAUAAUCCAUCUUCAGCCAUCAAGAUUAGUAUGCUUUGAUCAGACUAGUGAAUUCAGAAGAUGAUGCAACCACUAAGAAACACGAGGAAGGCAAGAUAACCUUCACAUUAAAAUUGGCCAAAUACUUAUCAACCUCAGGAAUAGGCGAUUAUUUGGAUAGCAUAAAUGUUGUUCUGAGCUUCCUCUUACCAGUACUCCAUCUGAUAGACUGCUCCUCAUGGGAACAGGGUGGAACUUUUGAUGUCGGAGAAGCCUAGCCGUAUAUAACUAUUCCGGAAUUGAUCUGUUACAUCUAUUUCCUUCUUGAUUUUGCCAUUAACUUCUACCUUUCAGAAAAUAAAUUGUUCUUCACUUUCCAAACCACAUCGUUAGUCGAAUAUGUUUCAAUAUUCCCAUCCUUACUUGCGAGAUUGAACAUAAUCACUGGUUACAAGUACAUUUACUUGUUGAGAGUUCUGCGAUUUUUAUUGUGCUACAAGUUGGAUAAGGUGUUACAGCGUUAAUCUAUGGAAGCUUAUAAACCAAUAGUAACAGUGAUGGCAAUCAUAAUCAUCAAUUCUUCAAUACUAUAUGUCGUAGAGUAGGAUUAUUCAAUUGUUGAGUACAUCUAUUUUAUGGUGGUUACCAUUUCCACCGUCGGUUUCGGUGAUGUGUAUCCGACAACAAUUUAUGGAAGAUUUUCAAUUAUUGUUGCAAUACUCAUUAUGUUCUUGGUGUUGCCAACAUAAGUAGAAAUGCUUACACGAGUUUACAGUUUGCGAAGUCAGUUCGCUAGAAACAAAUACAUUUCAAAAAAAGAAUAAGAGCACAUCUUGUUGCUGGGAUCCUCGUAGGUAGAAGGAUUCAAGACCUUUUUGAAUGAGCUCUAUCACAGUGAUCAUGGUUUGAAUGAUACCAACACUGUCAUCCUGCAACCUUCAGCUCCAACCGAAGAAAUGACUCUUUAACUUAAACAACCUGCUUUGUCCGAGAAAGUGAUCUAUUUGGAAGGACAUCCACUAUAAAAUAAAGACUUGGAAAGGUGCAGUUCCAAAGAUUGUAAUUGUGUGAUAGUUUUGGCUAAUAAGACAAGUCGCACUCCCAAAAGGGAUGAUUAUCGCAACAUCAUUCAUGCAUUUGCUGUCAAAUAGUUUGCAAAAAAAUAAAAAUCCAGAAAGGGAGCUCGAGUUUGUUUGUAGGUCUUGCAACCAUCAAGCAAAGAUUUGUAUUUUAAUUCUUUAGGUGGCCAUGAGACAGACUAAGUCAUUUGUGUAGACGAACUUAAACUCUAUCUUUUGGGAAAGACUUGUCUAUGUCCUGGGAUCAACACUUUGAUUUCUUUUUUAAUCCAGUCAUCAAAGCCUUCUUAUGAUACUACCAAGUAUGACAAGAACAAAGGGGAAUGGAUUGAUGAUUACUUAUGUGGAAUGCAAAAUGAAAUUUAUAGAGUUCCUUUGGAGUCUGAAGCAUUUGUGGGCCUCACUUUUAGUUAAAUUUCGUAAGCUAUUUACAAAGAAUUGAAUAUCAUCUUGUUUGCCUUGGAAGUUGAGUUAGAAUCAGGAACAAGUGUAUUUGUGAAUCCAGCAGAUUAUCUAUUUGAAGAUUACUUACAUUAUGGCUAUGUUAUAGCCACAGAGAUGCCAAAUAUCGAGAAGAUCCAACAGACCAAAUUCCCUGAAUACAUUUAAAAGAACUAUUGCUUUCCAAAUGUGCAAAGAUAAGCUAAUAAUAAAAAUGCUCUUCAGUAGGAGGCAGAAUACUUAAAAGAGAUAUUGAGUGAAGGCAUUAAAGAUGAUAGUUAGAAACAUACAUCCUAUUAUUAAGUCAAGCCACAGACUAUUACAACUGGACUUCCAAAGGUAGGGGAUUAAGACAAAUUCGAGAAUCACUUUAUUGUUUGCGGGGUUGUUUCAGAUAUGAAAUAUUUGAUGAUGCCUUUGAGGGCGAGAUCACUCAAAAAUAUACAACCUAUAGUUAUUUUAAAUUAAGAUUUGAUACCAACAGAAAUCCAAUUACAAAUUAAUAAAUUCCCUAAGGUGUAUUUUUAAUAAGGAUCUCCUUUGAAUACAGAAGAUCUCAAAAAAGCUUGUAUUUAAAAAGCAUCAGCUCUUGUGAUUUUGUAAAAAUCAGCUGAUUAAGAGGAGGGAAUUUCAAAUAUAGUUGAUGCUGACACAAUAUUUAUUUAUAAAACUGUGAAACUUUUAAAUUCGAAUAUCAAUAUAAUCACUGAACUAGCUUCAAUUUCGACAAUAUCAUUUUUGUAGAUCUCAAGAAAUAAUUACGUUUAAAAAUAUGAUUGGUCUGUAAGUGAACCAUUCGCUUCAGGGGAAAUUUACAUUUCUACAAUGCUUGAUACUCUAAUUUGUUAGGCCUAUUAUAAUCCAUUUAUUACCAGCAUUUUCGAUUAGAUGAUUUUAGGAAGUGCCUCCAUGAAUAAGAAAAAUAAAAAACUCUAUCAAGCAUGCAAAUUAUAGCAGAGCAAUCUCUUUUUGAUAAAUAUCCCACCUAAAUAUUUAGAGAAAACCUUUGGUGAACUCUUUGAGAUCCUUCUCACAGAACAAAAAAUGAUUCCUAUAGGACUUUACAGAGGAGAGAAAGUUAAAAACAACAAUAAACCUUAUGUAUUUCUUAAACCCCCCAUGGACGUUGUGCUCUAAAGCAAGGAUAGGGUAUAUGUUUUAAGUGCAAAACAACCGAAAGAGCUUGAAACUAUUAUUGAUAAUGAACCUAUUUAAAGAUAGGAGAAUGCAGCCUAAUAUUUUAACAUUAAAUCUAAAUUGUAAGGAGAAGAAGGUAGAGUGGACAUUGAGUUUUCGAGAGAAUUAAUGAAAUUUAAUGAUAAAAUGAAAAAUUUUAAUAACGAAUUGAUAAAAAUUAAUUAAAACGUCUUUAAUCAAGGCUUAAUACAUGCUGAAUUCAUUUCGACAGUUAGGUCAACAUUAAAAGGAGAAUUAGCCAAUCUGAACCAAGCAGUAUGA